Pelodiscus sinensis (Chinese soft-shelled turtle) is the source of this 1365-nucleotide messenger RNA. Lineage: Eukaryota; Metazoa; Chordata; Testudines; Trionychidae. The record is from RefSeq and is a predicted model, not a curated record.
CUGACCUUUUCCCCCCCUGACCUUUUUUUUCCCCCCUCACCAAAAAAUCCUUGGUUUUCCCCAUAAAAACAAAGUAUUGUUUGGUGUUCCUCAGUGUUAAAAAGUUUAAGAAACACUGGUCUAUAGUUUUGCUUCCUAAAAUAGGGCCAACACAGUAAUUCUGAUGAAGAUCUAGUGUGUAGGUGUUCUGUGACAAAAAAUAUAAAAUUUAAUUUGUUUUCAAAUGUAGAUAUAGAAGAAAUUGAGAAGUAGUACAAUUCCAAUAUUGUGCUUGCUUUACUGGUAGCUGAAGAAUAUCUCUCAAUUCUUUUGUAGUAUUUUAACCAUAUCAGUAUUGAGGACUCACGGGUAUAUGAACUGACCAGUAAAGCUGGACUGUUGUCUCCAUAUCAGAUUCUCCAUGAGUGCCUUAAAAGAAAUCAUGGAAUGGGUGACACAUCUAUCAAGUUUGAAGUGAUUCCUGGUAAAAAUCAGAAGAGUGAAUAUGUCCUGACUUGUGGCAAGCACACAGUGCGAGGCUGGUGUAAAAACAAGAGAGUCGGGAAACAGCUAGCUUCUCAGAAGAUCCUACAGCUACUGCACCCGCAUGUGAAAAACUGGGGCUCUUUAUUGCGUAUGUAUGGUAGAGAGAAUAACAAGAUGGUCAAACAGGAAACGUCUGAUAAAAGUGUGAUAGAACUUCAGCAGUAUGCCAAAAAGAACAAGCCAAAUGUACACAUCCUGAACAAGUUACAGGAAGAAAUGAAAAAGCUGGCCCAAGAAAGGGAGGAAACUCGAAAGAAACCCAAAAUGACAAUAGUAGAAUCCAUUCAGCCUGGUAGUGAACCUCUGUGUACUGUUGAUGUGUGACCAGAAAACGUAACAAGUGGGGAGCAAUAACAAAUGGAGAAACUACGUUUUCAACAAUUAUUUAAGAAUCUAUUUGCUGCAGAAUGCAAGAUAACUGUAGAAUCCCAGCUGCUUCAGUUAUGCAUUGUUCUUUUGCAUCAUCAGGGCAAUAUUACUUUUUUUUUUAACCCUCCUGAGAUAUGUAUGUUUAAAUGAUUGGUCCUUAAACACAUCCUUUCAAGACAUCAUGGAUGACGUUCUAGGAAAAAGUGCUUGCUUAGAUUUAUCCUGUGUGAACAUGCCUAUCUUCUGCACAUUUGCUCAAGUAGAGAUCUUUAUGAUCAAAUUCAAUAUAAUUUUUUAUAUAUACACACUCUUGUAUGAACAUGGCUAAAAUUAUUUUUCUGCAAAGUUUUGUUGCAUUUCAGCACAUAAUAAUAUGCACUGAUAAGACACUUUGACAAAUACAUGAAAAAGUGAUGAGCAAUGUUCAUAAUGCCAUAGGAUUAGCCCAGUAAUGCUGUUUUUUAUUUUGUG